AAUAAUUAUUAUAAUGAUUUAAAAGUGAAAUUAAUCAUGAAUCGAGUUUAUCAAAAUUACUAUUCAGUUAUCAUCAUGAUAAGAAUGGUGCUAUUAUAAAAAUAUAUUUUACUGAAUGUUAAUUAAUAGUAAUAAUAAUAAAAAGUGUAGAAUGUGAUUUGAUAGAUUACAUGUUGAUAAUAUGAGUCAUACAUAACCUAUUUGUCGUAGAAAUUAAUUAAAAUUUGGUUAAGUAUCAUGGCUCAGUGUAAAUUAACUCCGAGGGAGUUUAUAGGAAAUGUUUUCUCCCCACAAAUUGGUGCUGUUUGUUCACCUGCUGCUGAAGCAGCAUGUCAGAAAAAUAAUUUGUCUUUCAUUGAAUUACUCCAGCCUUUUUGCCACCUUAGUGCCGAAGGACAUAUUAAAGAUCCUCAAGGUGCGACAAUUUCUGUACGAAAUCUUCGACUCUCUAUUAAAGAUAUUUAUGGUCAGCCACCUGAGCCUACGGUCGCAAGAAAAAUGCUCAAUGAUUCUGUUAGCUCUGAACAAUGUGAAAGAACAACUUCUAUAAAAAUAGGUACAACUGAUUUAGAUAUUCCAGCAGCAAUUCCUUGGUUUGAAGCUUGGAGAGAUAUGUUUCUCACUGUUCAAUUUCCAUCUGACCAUGAAUUUACCAAGCAUUUUUUGGCUUGUUUAAUUGUUGUGUCUACAGCAGAUGACAACCCAUUAGAGAAGAUACAACAAAUGGCUGCUCAAUUGCAUCAAAGUAUGCCUGGCAAAUUGCCAAAAUGGUUCAAUAACAAUGCAUUAAGAUAUUAUAUUUUAAUUUGCGAUACUACUCAAGAUGAUAAAGCAAGGGCUGAAUCAGUAUUUACAGAGAUGAAAAAUCUUUACGAUGUUAAUAAUUGUUUUUUACUCCAAAUGAACUCACGACCCCCAGGUCAAGCAGAAGAGAAUAUUCAUCUCCCCGACCCUUGGAGCCAAUUUCUAGUAAAAUACACCGACUUGUCAAGUAGCGAUCAUAGUAGUAGCCCGAGAACUCCAGCAGACACUGGUGGGUUAAGUGCAAUGCCAAAUGAAGUAAACAGUGGAACUGAUAAAUCAAGUCAAGCAGGGACUCCAAUAGCUCCUCAGAAUCCUCCGGUAUUAUUAUCGCCGGAUGUGACUGAUAAAAUAAGUUUGUCGUCGGAGAUAUCAGAAAUUGCAGUUAUACCAGUAGAAAUAGGUCAAGAUGUUACUACUCAAUCUGUAAUGAUUCACCCAUUGAGUCCUGAAAAUGAAAAGCGAUUUACUUCGUCCUAUAUAGAGAACAUAAAGCCACAAGUUCAAUCAUCAGGAUCUCCAAUAAAUGCAAAUGUGUGGGCGGAUUCACCCAGUCGUCCUAUGGCACAGCAUGGUGCACGAUUAUCAACGCAAGAUCUAGAUAAAAUAAAAACGAUGAUCACUGAUUUCUGUUUAAAAAGUUUGUUGCCUUAUGUUGAGAAGCAGAUAAGUCUCCUAAAUGAUGUAAUUACCAACAAAAAAGGGGUAAGUCGUUCAUUAUUUAGUGCAACAAAACGGUGGUUCGGUACAAACAAACCAGGGGCUCCAGGAUCAACGACAACUAAUGCAGUAAUUUAUACUGCUGAGUCACCUGAACUCCAACUACGUCGAUUAGGUGAUCUCUGUUUUAUGUUUAAUCAUUAUGCUCUAGCAUACCAAGCUUAUCACAGCGCAAAAAGAGAUUUUGCUGCUGAUCAAGCGUGGCUUUAUUAUGCAGGAGCUUUAGAAAUGGCUGCUCUGAGUGCAUUUAUGCAAGGAGAAAUGACCAGAAAGACUAUUGAAUACAUGGAUGAUGCAAUUUUAACAUAUUUAAAUAGUUGCAAAAUGCCUCAGUUUGCCACAAGAGCAACUUUACUUAGCUCUGAAUGUUUAAAAGGUCGAAAUUUAUUCGGAGAUGCUGCUAAGCAGCUAAUUCGUAUGACUAGUGAAGAUUCUGAUUUACGAUCUGCUCUUUUACUCGAACAAGCGUCAUAUUGUUUCAUUUCAUCCAAAAUGAUACAUAAAUAUGCGUUUCAUGCAGUUUUAGCUGGACAUAGAUUCUCCAAAGCAGGACAGAGAAAGCAUUCUUUACGGUGUUAUCAACAAGCCUAUCAAGUUUAUCGGGAUAGAGGAUGGUCUUUAGCUGAGGAUCACAUUCAUUUUACUAUUGGAAGACAAGCAGCAUCCUUGAAGAAAAUGGAUGAAGCAGUGAAAGCUUUUGAGAAAUUACUUAGUCCGUCGAGUAAACAACCAGCGACUCAACAAACAGCAUUUCUCCGUGAAUUUUUACACAUUCAUAAUUUAUUACUACAAGAAGCUCCAUCACACUUUCACGGUCUUCCAGUUCUACCUCUACCUUUAAUAGAUGGUAAUGAAAUAAAAGUAUACUUAGGACCACUAAUGCCAAUGGAAGAUAAUAACGUAGUUGAUGUUUUCAAUCGCCAAGAUGAAGAUGACACACGAUGGAUAAAACUUGAGGAAAUACUUGUUACAGAAGCUCAGGGUACUGUUCCUAUGAUUUUUAAACCAACAAUUCCACUAUAUUCAAAUAAAACUAAUAAUACUUCCAAACCUAAUGCUGUGGUUGAUGAACCAAUUCAUUUAUCUAUUGAAUUACAUAAUCCCCUUCGUAUUCCAACUCCUUUAUCGAAAAUUAAACUAAUAUGGGCUUUCACCAAAGAUGGGCAAACUGUUAGUAAUGAAACAUUUACAGAAAAUUCAUUAUUGGAAUCUAGUUCAGUUGAAACUGCCAUUGUGGAUUCAAUUGUAAUUCCAGCAAUGUCUAAACAGCGCCUGGUAUUAUCAUGUACACCUACACAAACAGGAGAUUUAAAAAUUCUUGGAAUAUCUUAUAAUUUAUCAAAUCCCACAGUUGGAUCUGAUCUUCCAGUUAUUAAUCCAUCAAUGAAUAUUCGUGGUAAACGACUGUUCGAGAUCCGUGGACCGAAGCUCAAAAAUGUUAAAGAGAAGCCAGGUGCAAUGAUGUACAGUGCUGAUUAUAGAUUGGAAAUGAAUGUUGUUGACAAAGCACCUUUUAUGCAGGUUUCAUUUAGCGAAAUAACACCACAGAUGUUAUGUGGAGAAAUGAAAAGACUCGAAGUGACAUUAAAGAACAUAGGAAAUGCUCCUUUGAUGAAUAUAUUAAUUGGAUCUACUGAUGCAAGAUUAUUUUGUUUAGAAAAUCAGACAUGUGGAUUGAAUAAGGAAGAAAAAGAGAAACUUAAUAGUCCAGUAAGUAGGAUAUGUCUACCGAUAUCUUCUAAAGGAUGUUUAGAUAUUGGAGAAACAUUUAAAAUGCCUCUCUGGAUACGAGCACCCCAUGAAAAAGGAAACCACCGUCUAGACUUGAUGUUUUAUUAUGAAAAUCCUGAGCCCAAAAGUAUUCCUAAAUAUCGGGUUUCAAGACAUUCUUGGAAAUUAGAAGUUAUUUAUUCAUUGCAAAUAAAAGCUAUUGCAAGGCCUAGUGCGGUUACUAAAGAUAAAUCUUCAACAAUGAAUCUCAUAGUUCAAUUAAAAAAUCAAACUAUGAAUUCUGAUGUUUCUGAAAUAUCUCUAACUAAAAUGUUACUAAAAAGUAAUAACUGGAAAUUGGAUUCAAGUGACCAAUUAUUUAACUAUAAAAUAAAAUCUCAGGAAUCCUGUCAUUUAUUGCUCAAAAUAGUAAGAAGAAUGAAUGAAAUUGGUCUAAAUUCUUACUCUGAUGUUUUACUUGAUAAUAAUGAAAAUCAAUCCAUUGAUUUGCCUUAUAUUGAAUUUAUUGAAAGGCGGAAUAUUAACCCCCAAUGUUUAAAUGAGAAUUUUGUAGCUAAUUCAACGAUUCCUGCAAAAGAAUCGUCUCUAGUCGAUACUGUGAAAAUUGGUGCAACAAUAAUCUUACGAUGGCGAGCUAAAAUUCUUGAGAAUAAUAGUUCUAAUACUCGUGAUGUUAUAGGACAGCAUUACCUAGAUCUUGACCUAGUUAAUAAGAUGUAUAAACAUCCUACAGAGCCACAAGUUGAACAAACGGAGUAUUCAAGCCGGUUAAAAAUAUUUGGACCAGAUCGUAACAUCCCUGACUCUACAAAUACGAAGAAAAAAGACAUUAUUAAUGAAUCUGAGCUUCAAAAAAAUGUGAUAACCUAUUCUUUGAGUCAUGUUAGGAAAUUAAUACAUAAUUUUGAUCAACAAUUACUCUGUAUCAUUCCUGUAAUGUUACAUCUUCAGAAUAAUACCCAAUCAAAGGUUUCAGUCAGAGUUAAUACGAUUGGUACCAGUAGUCAAUCAUUUUUGCCAAAUGUGAAAUCGCAACUCUACUCGCCCCAGGCAUCUACAUUUUUUCGCUACACCUGUCAUACGACUAUUUGCUGUCAAAUAGAACCGUAUGGAAGAUACACAGUUAAUCUUCAUGCCGUUACUUCUUCGCCGGGUACUUAUGAUUUAGCAUCAAGAUUAGAUCUUUUUGCGAAACUCGAAGAAUUUGCUAAUUUCGUACCGCAAAAGUGGCGAACAGAAAGCGUAUGUACCGUUAGUGAAGGAGAUGUGUAAAUUAAAAAAUGUUUUUUAGAUAAAUACGAAUGCAAAAUCAUUCCUUAGAAAAAAAAACAUUCAUUGUAAAUAAUUUAUUCUACGAAUAAAAACCAUUUGAAUAUUUUAUAGGAGAGUUUCGAGAGAAGAUAAAACAAGAAAUUUACUAUUUAAAUUAGUAUUUUUAAUUCACAAAUGAUUUAAUACUCUUAUGUGCAUUUUAAAACAUUUUACUUAUUAUCAAUUAAAUAUAUUUUAAGUUAUAAAAAUCUGAAGAUAAUUAACUAUGCUUAUUUAUAAAUUCAAAUGAAUGAAUGGCAAUAAUAGAAACACACACUGCGAGUAGAAAAAUUUAAUUCCAUCCACUUUUUGGUUAAUAAACCUAUAAAAAACAUAACGGAAACAUAUCGCAAAAAACAGUUAUUGCCAAAAAUAAUGCACUAAUUAUUUUAUCACAAUAUUUAAAAAAUACCUCUGUAUAGAAAAAUUAAUAAUAAUUUAAUGUAUAAUUAAAAUUAUGCAAAAGUUUAUACAUAUUAUAUAUUUAAUUAUUAAUAUUC
Messenger RNA from Chelonus insularis, 5063 nucleotides. It is a transcript of the gene l(3)76BDm, whose product is annotated as trafficking protein particle complex subunit 8 homolog l(3)76BDm. Gene Ontology annotation, molecular function: protein binding. The record is from RefSeq and is a predicted model, not a curated record. Gene Ontology annotation, cellular component: TRAPPIII protein complex. The coding region runs from base 238 to 4524 and encodes 1428 amino acids. The transcript has 4 exons. Lineage: Eukaryota; Metazoa; Arthropoda; Insecta; Hymenoptera; Braconidae.